CUCGACAUAGACUGCGCACGAAAUGGCAACGCUGCCGCAAUUGAAAUGUUGGCUACUAACAUAUGGCAACGCUGCAUACAAAAAUAGCGCGUAAUUUGUGCGUGAAGAAAAGAGAAAUUUCGCAAUAAAUAUGAGCAGCCGCAAGCACAGAGGAGCCGAAAACAUUGAAAAUCUAUGUCCAGUAUCCAGAAAACGCUCGUCGAGUAAGAACAGCGCAGUCGGCAUCGGGGCGACAACGUCAAAAGCUGCGCCGUCGUCGUCUACGGCGUCGACGUCGUCUUCGAUCUACGAAUACACUUCAUCGCCCUCUGUGCUCACAUACGAGGCGCUCGAGGAGAUGGGCAUUGGCAUGCUCGAUUCAGAAGAGAGUAGCUCCUCGGCCAUGUCCGCGAUUGCUUUGGCAGUCAGCGCCACCAGCGAUGAGAACUCCAAUGAAACAACGCCCUGUGCUACAAUUGCAGCGCGCAUGUUGCAUCAACACCAGCAACAGUCGCGCCUCAGUCUCAAUUCCACUGGGGACCACAACAACAGUACCCUGGUUGAGCUGUGCAACGAAGAUAGCCAAGAGCAGCGUCUGUUAUCCUUGUCACAAGCGAAGCGCACUGCUUUGGCCAACAACGAGAGUCCAGCGGGCAGCAAUUCGAAUUCGCCCAGUAAACGCACACGCAAUCCGCUGGCCACAGUGACGUGCAACCAGCAAAGCGAGGCGCCACAGCAAACGUUGCUGCCACCGCCACCGCAACAACCACAACAGCAGACACCUCUUAGCUUGCUGCCUUCGACCAGCAAACAAGCGUUGCUGCGACAGCAAAAGAAGCCAACGCCAGUGCCACGCCUGGUGCCCACUCAAAACUUCUUUGUGUAUCGCACCCCAGCGAUGAGUGCUCACAUUAGCAGCGGGAUCAAUUACUUUGAACAGCUGUCCGAUGAGAUACUGCUGGACAUCUUCAGGUGGCUGCCGAAGAAGGCAUUGUUGCGCAUCGCCACCGUUUGUCGCCGCUUCAACUGCUGUGCGCGUGAUGAGACGCUGUGGACACGCUUGGAUUUGGGACUGCGUACCAUUCGUCCGUCUGGCCUGGAGCACGUUGUGCGACGCAGCAUCCCGGUGUUGCGUCUAGCGCAAGCUGAUAUUCAAGAUCCUGCUUUUAGUUACUCGCCAGCUGCUGUUGACUUUCACUCGCGACUGCAAUACUUGGACUUGAGUCUGGCUUCCAUUUCCCUCAUCUCGUUGCAAACAUUGCUCACACAUUGCCGUCAACUCAAGAAGCUCAGUCUCGAGCAUGCUGAGCUCAAUGAUGAGAUUUGCUUUGAGAUUGCACAAAACACAUCGCUGGAAACACUCAAUCUGUCCAUGGCCAGUGGCCUUAAUGCCAGCAGUGUGCGACUGAUGAUGGAAUCGCUCUCCAAACUCAACAGUCUGAACAUUUCAUGGACUGAUCUUAGUGCUGAUGCAGUCACUGCUUUGGUCACCCACGUUUCCCCAAACAUAAUUCGCCUUAAUGCGGCCGGAUGUCGUCGCGUGCUCUUCGACUCCCAUGUCCUCACUUUACACAAACGCUGUAAACAGCUGCUUGAAUUGGAUCUUUCGGAUUGCAACAGCCUGACGCCGGCAGCACUUGCUACGAUUAUGAAAUUCACCAGUCUCGAGUAUUUGUCCGUCUCCCGUUGUUACCUCAUCCCCGCCACGAAUUUUAUAGAACUUAAAAACAUGUCAUCUCUCACCUAUCUGGAUAUCUUUGGUAUGCUUUCGGAAGCCGCCAUGGAAGUUCUGGAGAAGCAAAUGCCCAAGAUUGGCAUCAAUAAGUUCAUACACAGCUCGGUGGGACGCCCAACGGUUGGUACACGUCGCACCUCCAUUUGGGGUAUUCGCACACGCGAUUAG
This is a messenger RNA of Drosophila albomicans, 1882 nucleotides long. RefSeq names its product S-phase kinase-associated protein 2 (gene Skp2). Lineage: Eukaryota; Metazoa; Arthropoda; Insecta; Diptera; Drosophilidae. Gene Ontology annotation, molecular function: protein binding. Gene Ontology annotation, biological process: SCF-dependent proteasomal ubiquitin-dependent protein catabolic process. The record is from RefSeq and is a predicted model, not a curated record. Bases 131 to 1882 code for a protein of 583 amino acids. Gene Ontology annotation, cellular component: SCF ubiquitin ligase complex. The transcript is spliced from 5 exons.